UCUAGACAGAUCUUAUGCAUCGUUGAAACCCUUCCAUCUUUCCCCUCAUAUGCUGAUCAUCAGCCUUGUAAUCCAAGGCAAGUAACUGUAAAAUGGACUCACUCUACCUUCGAUUUUCAUACCACUUUUUAGAUGCAUUUCAUGAUUCAUGUAUUCAUUUACUCACCACAUUAAAUUCCUUCAACAGCUAGCGUUCAAAACAAAAUGUUCUUAUAUAAAUAGACAGACAGCAAAAAGAAAAAGAAGCAAAAGCCCAAAAAGAAGCAAAGAAAAAGACUAAAAGAAUCCAGCUCCCACUCUCCUCUUUCUCAAUCUCUCCCUUGCUCUACAAACUAAACACACCACAUAUUCUCUAAACCCACCACCCUAUAACGCACUCUAGCUAGUCUCUUCCAUGGCAAAAGUACUCCCUAACAAACUGUUAUUUGUCUUCUUUGCAAUUCACGUUCUUGGGAGUGCAGUCUUUUUGCCAGCGGUGGUAGAGGGAGGGACCUGGUGUGUGGCAAGGAGUGACGCAAGUAACCAAGCCUUGCAAGCUGCACUUGACUAUGCAUGUGCUUCUGGUGCUGACUGUACUCCAAUACAGUCUAGUGGGCUGUGUUUCUUGCCUAACACAAUCCAGGCUCAUGCUUCUUACGCAUUCAAUAGUUACUUUCAAAGGAAAGCCAUGGCUCCUGGCUCUUGUGACUUCUCUGGCACUGCUAGUGCUUCCAAAAGCGAUCCCAGUUAUGGAUCUUGUAUGUAUCCAUCUUCCCUAAGCACUGCCGGAGGGACUGGUACCACUACAAGCACUACACCAGCCGCUAACCCCAGCUUUCAAACACCGCCAUCCAGUGGUGGCACCACCGGUCUGAACCCUGGAAACACUCCACUGCUGGACAAUUCUAAAGCUUCUUUAGGUUUUAUGGUCAAUGUAACCUUACUGCCCCUGUGCCUUUUGCUUGUUUUCUCAUUCACAUUUCGGCCCAUGUAGUCAUUCAAGCCAGAGCUGCAAUAUGGCGAAAGCAGAGCUGGUUGCGCUUAAUUUUUUAGCUAAAUACAUCACCCAGAAGGAAAGUCCGCUCCUAAUCUGAUAUUAGAUUUCCAUUUUUUUAUCCAUACCAAAACCAAACCAUCCAGUGGCUUGCCUGCACUGGGAGCCAGACCAUAAUCUUUGUUUCCUGAAUGCUACCAUUAAACAGUGGCUUAUAUCAAGUAGAGGUGGGUUGCAUGCACCCAAUUCUCCGGCAAAUGCAGCCCUUUUAAACUUUUUUUCGAAUGAACC
This is a messenger RNA of Populus euphratica (Euphrates poplar), 1264 nucleotides long. Its product is annotated as PLASMODESMATA CALLOSE-BINDING PROTEIN 3-like. The coding region runs from base 395 to 973 and encodes 192 amino acids. The record is from RefSeq and is a predicted model, not a curated record. Lineage: Eukaryota; Viridiplantae; Streptophyta; Magnoliopsida; Malpighiales; Salicaceae. The transcript is spliced from 3 exons.